GAGGCCAGGGCAAGCUCGGAAGAAGCUGCGCGUGAGCUUAUGCACCUCACCUCCCGGCGCCAUUUUGCGCCUCCGCGGAUUGGUGGCUCCCGCCUUUUUUUUCUUCCGGGCCGCCCUCAGUGCGCACGCGCAGGAAGGCGGCUCUGCGAGGGGCGGGGCCGCCGGCUCGGAGCUGGGACCGCGAACCUUGCCGGGUCUUGCUGCCCCUAGGCAGUUGGUGGCUCUCGAGGUUUCUGCUCUUCCUUAAGACUACUUUAUUAAAAGUCUCAUUAGGAGCCGACUCCCCCCGGAAAACUCCGGGUGUGACGUCACCGACCCCGCACCGCCCUGGAGUCAGGGUCGCCAAGUUCGGUCUCCGCUGUUGCGGAAGGCAGAAGGGGAAGGGGAUCCUCGCCGACACUCUGAAUUUCUGGCUCUUCUAGGACUCCAAAUAAGUUUAGAACCAGUAACUGCGCCCCUCCGCGUCCGGCUCCUCUGUGACCUCAGCGAACCGCGAUCCCCUGGAAGCCGCGUUCCUCUCAGGUCCUCCCCUGAAGGCGGGCGGCGGGAGACGCUCCCUGCGCGCGGGGCACGCCGGGAGUUGUAGUCCGCCUCGCGCGGCGUUGCCAAGUCUCCGGAAGUGGAAGUAUAAGAGGCCGGGCCGACUUGGCUCUGGGUAGCGGGACCGUACUCUGGGGCGAUAUUCCCAGGCGGGUCAUGAACGGACCAGCGGACGGCGAAGUGGACUACAAAAAGAAAUACAGGAAUCUGAAGCGGAAACUCAAGUUCCUCAUUUACGAACACGAGUGCUUCCAGGAGGAGCUCAGGAAGGCGCAGAGGAAAUUGCUGAAGGUUUCCCGGGACAAGAGUUUCCUUCUAGAUCGACUUCUGCAGUAUGAGAACGUGGAUGAAGAUUCUUCCGAUUCAGAUGCCACUGCAUCUUCAGACAACAGUGAGACAGAGGGGACGCCCAAGUUGUCUGACACACCAGCCCCCAAGAGGAAGAGAAGCCCUCCAAUGGGGGGUACCCCAUCCCCUUCCAGCCUCUCCUUGCCUCCUUCAACAGGAUUUCCCCUGCAGACCUCUGGAGCUCCCUCCCCGUAUCUGAGCUCGCUGGCUUCUCCCCCUUACCCCCCAUUCCCUUCUGACUACCUGGCCCUGCAGCUGCCUGAGCCCAGCCCCCUGAGGCCCAAGCUGGAGAAACGGCCCCGCCUACCCCGGAAACUCAAGAGUGACCACUCUGGCCGCAGUGUGGAGGAGGAGCUGGAGCUGGGAGAGGCUGAAGGCAGGGAGUCCAGUUAGGAGGCUGGUACCUAGACCAGGUGAGCUGAGACCAGGGCCUAGCCCAGGCUGGUGGCUGCUGGGGUCCCAAGGAGGGGCUCGUCCACAAUGCCACAGAAGCUGGGGACCAAAGCUACUGCUUAGGCUUCUGGCUCAGAUAGCCUGUGAUGCCUGCCCUUCAUGAACUAGUGAAUCCCACAGGAGGAGGAGGGAGAGCCCACCAGUGGUGGCAGGUGAUACCCAAGGUGCCCAGAGGCAAGAGGAAGGUACUCUGAGCUAGUCCUGAAUGUGGCUUUAACAGCUGGCACAGAGCAACCAGGGUGCCUUGCUAGCGAGGGAAGAGCCCAACUUUUCUGUCAGGUUCCCUGUCAGCCUCCCCUCCCCCCAUCCCCAUCAUGCCUCCAUCACUGCCCCUCACCCCAGGCCCUUCAUGGCUGGAGACUGAGGGGCUGCGGUGGGGCUUCCCCACCCCUUGAACUGCCUUCCAGUGGGCGUUGUGCCAGUGCAACUGACAAGCCCUCCUUGUGUUUCUCCC
Messenger RNA from Peromyscus leucopus (white-footed mouse), 1795 nucleotides. RefSeq names its product INO80 complex subunit E (gene Ino80e). Gene Ontology annotation, cellular component: Ino80 complex; nucleus. Lineage: Eukaryota; Metazoa; Chordata; Mammalia; Rodentia; Cricetidae. Gene Ontology annotation, biological process: chromatin remodeling. Bases 697 to 1281 code for a protein of 194 amino acids. The record is from RefSeq and is a predicted model, not a curated record. The transcript has 7 exons.